This is a messenger RNA of Diabrotica virgifera virgifera (western corn rootworm), 353 nucleotides long. Its product is annotated as hypertrehalosaemic prohormone-like. The coding region runs from base 75 to 278 and encodes 67 amino acids. Gene Ontology annotation, cellular component: extracellular region. The record is from RefSeq and is a predicted model, not a curated record. NCBI's taxonomy places the organism in Eukaryota, Metazoa, Arthropoda, Insecta, Coleoptera, Chrysomelidae. The transcript has a single exon. Gene Ontology annotation, molecular function: hormone activity.
UCAAGGAAAGCACUCACUCAUCAAACAGUAUCACUCUAGAAACAUUCCACAGUUUUAUAACGUCCACACCAAAAAUGGAAGCAAAAAACUUCAUCGUUAUUUUUGUGUUCACUUUUUUCUUGGGCUUGUGUUUGGCUCAAGUUAAUUUCACCCCCAACUGGGGUAAGAGAUCUGGAACCGAUGACAACAACUGCGAUGUGAACAUGGAAUUGGUGAAAGUUAUCUACAACUUGUUGAACAGCGAGGCGAAAAGACUGGUGAAGUGCGACAGAAUUUAGACUACAGUUUCUUAUGCUAUAAACAUUGAACAUCUUGUAAGUUUUUAAAUAAAUAAAUUGGUAAUUAAUAAAUAA